Messenger RNA from Aspergillus tanneri, 834 nucleotides. RefSeq lists its product as uncharacterized. The coding region runs from base 1 to 834 and encodes 277 amino acids. The transcript is spliced from 4 exons. NCBI's taxonomy places the organism in Eukaryota, Fungi, Ascomycota, Eurotiomycetes, Eurotiales, Aspergillaceae. The record is from RefSeq and is a predicted model, not a curated record.
AUGACCAACUCCAACUCGGCCGACCCGUACCGACUCAAUCGCGAUGUCGCGGCUUCGACGCGCCUCAGCCUCCAGCAUUACAUCUGGAAGGAAAACAUGGGAUAUGUUCUUCACCCAUCCAUAGACGUCUCCCAGCCGAACCUUUCUAUUGCCGAUGUAGGCACAGGCACCGGCAUCUGGCUCCUCGACCUCCACCGUCAACUCCCCAAUGCGCACCUCCACGGCUUCGACAUCUCAAGCGAGCAGUAUCCCGCCCCCGGAUUUCUCCCCUCGAACGUAUCCCUUAGCAAGCUGGAUAUCCUGGCAGAUAUCCCAGAGGAAUAUAAAGAAAAGUUCGAUAUCGUGCAUGCGCGACUGCUCGUGCAAGUGGUGAACCAAGCCGGUAGUAAUCCGGUACCUGUGAUCCAGAAUCUUCUCAAGCUUCUUAAACCCGGCGGAUAUUUGCAAUGGGAGGAACCCAACGAUGAUGCUAGCAAGCGUCCGCUUGUGAAAGCCGACCCGUCCAACCCAUCCGAGAAUGCGGAAAAGCUCUUGCACGGACUGGAUGCGAGGUUUCGUGCUAAGACGCCUGCGUCAUGGUCUGUCGCGCUCGCAGAGACUUUCAAAGAACAAGGCCUGCAGAACGUCCUCCGCGAUGAAUUCACCACUGAGGACAGCUACUUACUUCUCCUGGACCAGACGAACUAUCUGGGCCUGUUCGGGGAACUGAUCAGCAAGCUGCAAGGAGAUCUGCGGGAUGAGCUCAGUCGGCUGCAUGCUAAUACAGUGGUUGAGGCGCGAAAUGGCCUUUCGUGGCAGGUGCGCCGGUUUGUGUUCUUGGGGCAGAAGCCAUGA